Molecule: messenger RNA, 555 nt
Organism: Chrysochloris asiatica (Cape golden mole)
Lineage: Eukaryota; Metazoa; Chordata; Mammalia; Afrosoricida; Chrysochloridae
Gene: DYNLRB1
Product: dynein, light chain, roadblock-type 1
Exons: 7
Coding region: 1-555 (184 amino acids)
Biological process (GO): microtubule-based movement
Cellular component (GO): cytoplasm; cytoplasmic dynein complex; centrosome
Molecular function (GO): dynein intermediate chain binding
Source: RefSeq, a predicted model, not a curated record
AUGAUUUGUGCGCGCAGGCGCAAAAAAGCACUGGGUGUACUGAGUGCCAGCGACGCGGAGCUAUCCGGUCUGUCGAGAUGGGUCUUAGAAUGCCGGCGAGGAACCCGCGGGGCUGGGCGGGGCCGAGCUAGGGCUGAUUGGAGGGCGGACCCCUGGCGGCUCGGGCCUCUGGACCUGGGCGGCGAGGUGGAGGCGGAGCCACGGCAACCGGCGAGACCGGAACUGGAGCUCGAGCCUAGGCGGAUAAAUUUUCAGAUUGUCAUCCAGGCAGAGGUGGAAGAAACCCUGAAGCGGCUUCAGAGCCAGAAGGGCGUGCAGGGGAUCAUCGUGGUGAACACGGAAGGCAUUCCCAUCAAGAGCACCAUGGACAACUCCACUACCACACAGUACGCCAACCUCAUGCACAACUUCAUCUUGAAGGCACGCAGCACCGUGCGAGAAAUUGACCCCCAGAAUGACCUCACCUUUCUUCGAAUUCGCUCAAAGAAAAAUGAAAUUAUGGUUGCACCAGAUAAAGACUAUUUCCUGAUUGUGAUUCAGAAUCCAACUGAAUAA